AUGAGCUCCUUCAAGGACCCUCCUAGUACGGGGGCAACCCUGACCAUGGCCAAUUUUGAGCCGAAUGCAGUAAUCCGCGGCUUCCAGCUCACUAUAGUCGGUACUGUUCGUGCUCUGAAGAAUCCCGACCUAUUCAAAUCCGAGCACUUCCGACAAGCAGCUCUUGCCGUGGGGGUUGGAAUCAUAAUCCAGCUCAUUAUUCAGAUCCCGAUGAUCCUCCUGAAGCUAGUCAUUUUCAUAGCUUCAUGGAUCGUCGAUAUGGAGAACGCAACUUGGGACGUGAAACUCCUCAAUGGCAUGGACUUUAUGUCCAAAUCAGUCCUGCAGGUUCCGUUUCUUUUGAUGACCUUGAUGGGUUACAUCACUCCGACACUGGAUGAAAUCUUCAUGCAAUCUGUCGAGUGGGUUGACUCGACGUACAUCCAGAAGCACAAGUCCGAGAACCCCGCGACUUUGCGGGCCAUGUACUACCCUAGUCUGGUCAUGUAUCCGACCAAGGACGGCCCACUGUCAUCCCGGCCCAAGUCAGAGGCUGUCAUGAUGUUCGCUCGACGCUAUGCCAAAAGAAUGGGCACGCUUCUAGGCGUCUACCUACUAUCGCUCACUCCCGUCGUUGGUCGAUUUGUGAUGCCCGCAGCUAGUUUCUACACGUUCCGCAGUCAUGUUGGUACGGCUCCUGCAGCUGUCAUUUUCGGCGCUGGGCUGGUACUCCCGAAAGCGAUGAUUGUCAAAUUCCUCCACACCUAUUUCGCAUCGAGAAGUCUGAUGCGUGAACUUCUUGAGCCAUAUUUCCAACGUAUUAGGUUCACAUCUGACCAGAAGCGCCGUUGGUUCCGUGACCGCGAAGGGGUUCUUUUCGGCUUUGCUUUUGCCUUUACCAUUGUGUUAAAGACACCUUUCAUUGGAGUUCUCAUGUAUGGUGUUGCCGAAGCGUCCACGGCCUACCUGAUCACGAAAAUCACCGACCCACCUCCCACUCCGACCGAGAAUGCUGGCUUUGCAGAAAGCCAAGUGACGUGGAAGAAUAAGCACGACUUCCUUCGCUUGUCCCUCGAAAAUAUUGACAAGCUCAAUGUAAUCACGGAUCAGGAGGGCGCGAAUGGUACCACAACCACCAAGAAGGACUGA
This is a messenger RNA of Penicillium diatomitis, 1128 nucleotides long. It is a transcript of the gene usgS, whose product is annotated as transmembrane protein UsgS. Bases 1 to 1128 code for a protein of 375 amino acids. The transcript is spliced from 5 exons. Lineage: Eukaryota; Fungi; Ascomycota; Eurotiomycetes; Eurotiales; Aspergillaceae. The record is from RefSeq and is a predicted model, not a curated record.